AUGAUUGCAUUGCUGCUGUUGGUGUUUGGACUGAUCUCUGACUACAUUUCUCCUGUGGGUGCUGCCAUCCCUGUGGUCCCAAACUUUGACCCCCAAAAGACUGUCGGGAUGUGGCACCCCAUCGGGAUGGCUUCCAAGCUGCCUCAGUUGGCUGAGUAUGAGCAGAAAAUAUCACCGAUGGACCACUUUGUGGAGGUUAUAGAUGGAGAUCUUAAACUAACCGCUAAUUAUAUGGACGGUGUCUGUAAAGAAUCAACUGCUAUGUUAAAGCGCACGAAGAAACCUGGUGUAUUCAAAUUUCCCGGUGGUAAAGUCCGCAUGAUGGAUAUUGAUUAUGAAAAGUAUCUCAUUAUGCACAAGAAGAAAUCAAAUUAUGAAGCCAUGUAUCUGUCUGCUAGGGGGUCAGACGUGGAAGAUGACAUCAAAGAAAAAUUCAAGAGAUUAGUCUUGGAGCAAAAUUAUCCUGAGGCACACAUCAAAUACUUUAACGCUGAACAAUGCACUCCAACAGCUGCUUAAUAGCCAGAUAUUCAUUCACAAACACAGAAUGGUGGAGACGAUGAUGACUACGGAUCAAUGGCUUGUAGAAAUUGAUGCAAUCAGAACAACAAUGUC
Molecule: messenger RNA, 615 nt
Organism: Zootoca vivipara (common lizard)
Lineage: Eukaryota; Metazoa; Chordata; Lepidosauria; Squamata; Lacertidae
Source: RefSeq, a predicted model, not a curated record